Desarmillaria tabescens is the source of this 393-nucleotide messenger RNA. RefSeq lists its product as uncharacterized. The coding region runs from base 64 to 258 and encodes 64 amino acids. Gene Ontology annotation, cellular component: mitochondrial inner membrane. The transcript has 4 exons. The record is from RefSeq and is a predicted model, not a curated record. NCBI's taxonomy places the organism in Eukaryota, Fungi, Basidiomycota, Agaricomycetes, Agaricales, Physalacriaceae.
UCGCCUCGCGUGUGCCCGGACCUCAGGCAAGCAACAACAAAUAACGCCCUUUCAAUUACCACCAUGGCCGGGGCACAUCCGUCUGGAUUCAAUCCCCACCUUCCGGGCUUCAAGUAUAAUUUUCUUGCCAAAGCACUAGGAGCAACUAUGUGGUUCUUCAUUUUCUAUCGCGCGAGGAAGGAUGGGAGUGCAAAACUACUGGGCAAUCAUCCAUUCCUUGAGCAUGGUGACCAUGGAGCGCAUGGCGAGCAUCACUGACGCCACAGAAUUGUGGAGAAUGGAGUCCUGGCCUCAUGUAUGGGCGAAGUACGGAAAGAAAUAUCACUACCAAUGUCGCUGGAAGUCUAUUGAGCGACGUAGAAUGAAUGAAUUACUGUCCAAGGCAGCUGAGAG